CCCUCGCCUCUCUCACUUCACCUUAAACCCUCUCUCUCUCUCUCUCUCUCUCUCUCUCUCCUGCGAUUUAUGCUCGCAAUACACUCAAGUGACCGAUGCACAACGAACCUGUGAUGGUUCUACGUAAACUAAUUGUGUUAAUUCCAGGUGAAGGCGUUUGAAUCACUCCUUCGAAAAUCUUAAUGGCAACGGCUGCUCACCUCUUUCAAAGAAGCUUACAUGCUGCCACUGCACAACUACCCAACGCCGCUGCAGCAGUCAAUUGUUUCUCCUUCAGAAACUUGGCCACCGCGUGGCCGCCACGGCUUCACCCCAUCACGUUGAAGUUGCAGAACGGGGUGAUGCAGAAUCACAUUUGCUCUUACUUGCCAAGUUCAGCUUUUUGUAAUGGAGUUAACUAUGAAAAUUGCUUCAAGCUGAAAUUUAAACAGCUAGGGGUAUCUUGCGCGAUAAAAGACAAUCAACUAAGGGUUCUCAGACCUACAUCUGUACAAAAUUUCCUUACUUUUAGAAGCUUAGGUGUUGAUGAAUCUAAGAGGGCCCUUACCAGUCAGCCCCAAAUUAAUGUUGUUGGAUAUUCUAGUAGUGUGGUGCCUUCAGGUAUGUUUGGUUAUGGGAUGAGAUCGCCUUAUUGUGUUGAUUAUGCAAAGAGGCAUUUUUCUCACGUUCCAAGAGCAGUAACGGAUAAAAAUGAUAAGGUUGGUUUUAGUGAUGGAAGGAAUAAUGAGAAAACUUCAGCAGUCAAAGUUUUCAAUAAGCAUUGGAAGCAGGCAAAGUCAUUUGGUGCUCACAAGAGGAACGAGGCACAGCGGAAGAAUGCUUCUAACUCGACGGAUACACAGUUAAAAGGUACUGAUAUGGUGAACUCAAGAGAGCAGAUAAUGGGGAAUGGAGUGGAAGAUGCAAGUUUGGGACCUUCUGUUUCAAAUUCACAUGUUGGCAAUAAAAACAAACUCUCCGAAGACAAAGGAAAACACAAGCAGCAGUCAAGAAGCAAGAAAAGCAAAGGACAAAGUUGUGGCACUAAUGCUGCUAUUGAUGCAGCAACUAAGCCAGAAGGUUCUGAAAAGGUUUCUCAAGCAAAGAUACCCAACACAACGGCCAAAAACCAGUCUUUACCUGCUACAGAGAAUUCUACUACAAACAGUAAACCCCUGAAGGUACUUGAUAGUUCUGUUUCAACAAAGCAGCAGUGUCGAAGUAUAGCUGGGAAAAAUCAUAUUGAGGGGAAAUCAACUAAUGUGUUUAAAGUUACAUCUGAAAAGGAGUCAACAAAGAUUAAAAAAACUCACCCAAGCAGCAAAGCGGAGGCUCACGAACAAAGGAGAAUGCAGCCAUUGUAUCCUCCUAGGGGGAAAUCUGUUGUGGUUGUGGAGUCCGUCACUAAGGCAAAAGUAAUUCAGGGCUAUCUUGGUGACAUGUUUGAAGUUGUACCUAGCCAUGGUCAUAUUAGAGACUUGGCUGCAAGGUCAGGGUCUGUGCGUCCUGAUGAUGACUUCAGUAUGCUAUGGGAGGUUCCAUCUACUGCCUGGACUCAUCUUAAGAGUAUCAAGGUUGCUCUUAGCGGUGCAGAAAAUCUUAUUCUUGCAUCAGAUCCUGAUCGUGAAGGAGAGGCUAUUGCUUGGCACAUCAUUGAGAUGUUGCAGCAACAAGAUGCUUUACGUGAAGGUAUGACUAUAGCAAGGGUUGUCUUCAAUGAAAUAACUGAGUCAUCCAUCAAAAGUGCAUUGCGGGCUCCACGUGGCAUUGACGUUAACUUGGUUCAUGCUUAUCUUGCACGGCGGGCUCUUGAUUACUUAAUUGGAUUCAACAUUGCACCCUUGUUAUGGAAGAAAUUACCUGGUUGCCAGUCAGCUGGGCGAGUCCAAUCUGCUGCUUUGUCUCUUAUAUGUGACAGAGAAAUGGAAAUCGACCAAUUUAAGCCAAAGGAGUAUUGGAAAGUUGAAGUUCAGUUUAAUAAAAGGGGAAAGGGUUCAAUAACUAACAAAAACUCCUUUUCAUCAUAUUUGACCCACUUUGAUUCCACAAAGUUACUCUCAAUUAGUUGUCAGACAGAAGCGAAGAACAUGGAACAGAAGAUAAGUUCAUCAAAUUUUGAAGUGGUUGCAUCUAAGAGAAACAAAAUUAGGAAAAACCCUCCAGCACCGUAUACAACAUCGACAUUUCAACAGGAUGCUGCAUACAAAUUACACUUUACGACAACAUAUUCAAUGAAACUGGCACAAAGAUUAUAUGAGGGGGUUGAGUUAUCAGAUGACAAGGCAGCAGGAUUGAUAACAUACCCCAGAACAGAUGGAUUCCACAUUUCCGAUGAAGUUAUGAAGGACAUUCAUGCCUUGGCUAUUGAAAGAUAUGGACAGGACUUCGCCUCAAAGACUCCUCGUAAAUAUUUUAAAAAGGUAAAGAAUGCUCAAGAGGGUCAUGAGGCGAUUAGGCCCACAGAUAUCCGGAGAUUACCUUCAACACUUGUUGGAAUACUUGAUGAAGAUUCUUUGAAGUUAUAUGCUCUCAUUUGGGCUCGUACAGUGGCAUGCCAAAUGGAACCCACAAACAUUGGUCACAUAAAAGUUGAGAUUGGAAAUGCUGAUCAGUCCAUUGCUCUUCGAUCAACAUGCUCAACAGUUGAGUUUAUUGGGUACCAAGCAGUCUACAAGGAUCUGGAAGCUAAAGCAAUAAAAAACAAUGAAGAUGGAAAUGGUCGUGAUGAAGCUUUCAACAUUCUCAAUAAUCUGAAGCCAAAGGAUAUGUUGAGUGUUGCUGAAGUGGAACUCAUGCAGCACCAUACACAGCCUCCUCUGCGCUACUCAGAGGAAUUAUUGGUGAAAAAGCUGGAGGAGCUUGGCAUAGGAAGACCUUCCACAUAUGCAAGUACAGUAAAAGUUUUACAAGAUAGAAAAUAUGUGACCAUACAAAGCCAACUACUAUUUCCAGACUUUCGUGGUCGCAUGGUGUCUGCAUUUCUCUCCCACCAUUUCUCCGAGGUCACAGAUUACAGUUUUAUAGCUGAUAUGGAAACAGAGCUCGACAAUGUUUCUGCUGGAUUGACUGAAUGGAAAGGACUACUUGGAGAUUAUUGGACAAGGUUCAAAAAGUACUGUGAUCGUACUGCUAAUGUCCAUAUUCAUCAGGUGGAGAAGAUGAUGGAGAAAACAUUUGGGGAUUUGUUGUUUGGUUCUCUCCCCUACAAAAGCAGGAAAUGCCCAAGUUGUUCUGAAGGCAAAUUGGUUUUCAAAGUCAGUAGGUUUGGUGCUGCAUAUUUUAUAGGCUGUGAUCAACACCCAAAAUGCAAGUUUAUUGCUAAGACAUUGUAUGGUGAUGAUGAGGAAGUGGAUACUCCUCAAAAUGAGAACACAGUGGAGCCGCCAAAAUUGUUAGGUCUUCAUCCCGACUCAAAUGAGAAGAUUCUCUUGAAGAAUGGUCCUUAUGGAUGCUACAUCCAGCUUGGUGUGGACAGGAAGGGUUACUCACCUAAAAGAGCUUCUGUGCCCCAGGUAAAACAUAUAGAUUCCGUUACCCUUGAAGAUGCUAUCGAGUUGCUGCGCUAUCCUGUGACAUUGGGAAAGCAUCCUGAGGACGAUCGCCCAGUUGAGAUAAAGCUUGCACGCUUGGGAUUUUCUAUCAGACAUCGGCACACAAUUGCGCAGGUGCCUAAGAACAUGAACGUAAGUGAUAUAACCCUAGAGAAAGCAUUAAAGCUUUUGUUGGGUAAAGAUGUAAAAAGAUGUGGCCGACCCAAGAAGAAACCAAAGCUUGAGGAAGCCAUCGAGACUAUGUGAGCAACGCAUAUCGAUCCAGAGUACAAGUGAUUUAAACAGAAGGUAGGUAUGUAUAUAGAGAGAGACAUCCAUCUGCAACAUCUCAUGCUUCUCCAAUCCUUUCGUCGGUCGAGUGGAAUAUCUGUUCAUUUUUGUUGUAAAGUAUGUAAGAAUCGUUAGUCCAUUUUUGCAGCUCUUAAGUUUUGAGUCCUGUGCACAUUCUGCUUGUUUUGGGUUUUAUUUAAUUUUUUAUAUCGAAGAAGAUAAAUGAGGCACCGGAAUUUCUUAUCAGGGCAAGGAAAACAAAUUUGGUUAUUUUGGGCACUCAUCUAUGUUCCUACUAUCAUGAUAAGUCACUUUGAACUAAUUAAGACGACAUGUUUGUUCUUGCUUUUUUUGCUUUGAAAAAAAGGUUGGAGGAUUGAGC
This is a messenger RNA of Rhododendron vialii, 4182 nucleotides long. RefSeq lists its product as uncharacterized. NCBI's taxonomy places the organism in Eukaryota, Viridiplantae, Streptophyta, Magnoliopsida, Ericales, Ericaceae. The record is from RefSeq and is a predicted model, not a curated record. Bases 183 to 3776 code for a protein of 1197 amino acids. Gene Ontology annotation, molecular function: DNA topoisomerase type I (single strand cut, ATP-independent) activity; DNA binding. Gene Ontology annotation, biological process: DNA topological change. The transcript has 9 exons. Gene Ontology annotation, cellular component: chromosome.